AUGGGGAGCAACGCGACGACGCGGCUCGUCGUCGUGCUCGUCUGGACGUUGGCGACGGCGUCGGCCACCUACAAGGAAUACUCGAGCCGAAGCCGUCAGUCCCAGUCCUCCUCCGUGACGUAUCUUGUCGAAAACGGUUCACGCUCUCUCCUCACUCACCCUUUGCCCUGAAAAACUCAACUGGUUUCUCUCUAAGAGCUGUCUACAGCAAAGUUCUCACUACAAGUGCGCUCUAGUGAACUGAUAUCCAUUGAAACAUUUUAGAUCUAUCGUGUAGAUGAGAAUAAUUUCGAUGUUUCAAGGCGGAAGUUCCGGAAUUAACUCUUUGUCAAACUCUGCUGAACUUUUAGUUUUAAUCAGUUGAAUUUUUUUUUAAAUCGCUUGAUUGAUGGAUUUUGGAUCGCGAUGGAACAAGAAGAAGACCCUAAAUCUCCUCAAAUUAAAAAGAAAAUUUUUCUUCAAUUCAGUCACUCUCCAAAAAUUACUUCAAAUCAAAAAAAUCAUGAUCUUCGGAAUCGAUUAAAAUAAGCUAAUCAGCCAAAAUAAGGCUAGUUCAGUUAAUUUCUUCAAAGCUUCUUUGAACGUGGUAUGUUAUCGCAACAAAAUUAUUCAUUAAAGUUUUAUUUUCCCGGCAUGUAAAAUGAAAUCUGAAAAAAUAAUUAACACGUUACCCUUCUCCUGCACGGAACCCCUAUGCUUGACUCUUUAGUUUAUUAGUAGUAGUUUUGUCGGUGGCAACGGAAAUCGAAGCGAAAUCCGAUUUACAACGAAUUCUUCGGAUUUCAGUGCUGAAACUCAAGUGUUAUCAGUGCAAUCAGCCGUACGAUUGCAGCACGGGAACUUGUUACGGGGAUAUCUGCGUCAAAUCUCUAGGUUUCACUUUUCUUCGAUUCAAAAACCCUCAGUCCUGACUUUUUUUUUUUGAUCCCAGAAAUUUCAGUUGACCAACACUACGUCAGCAAAGGCUGUGAAAAUUUGACGUGAGUUUUUUCAAAAUUUUCAAAAAAAUUUUUACGAACUUUCAGGGUUUCUGGCAAUGUUUAUGAGCCACAAUUGAAGCUGAAGGCGUAUUGCAAAGACGAAGAGGUUUUUCUUGUGAAGCCUUCCUUUGAUCAUUUUUUUCUUCUUUUUUUAUUAAGUUCCAAUUCAUCUGAGAAAAAAACUAAUUUAAUUUUUUUAAUGUUUUUUUGCUAGGAAGGUUUUGCAGUUUAGUGUUCUCACAAAAAGUCUGUAUGUUUUCUAAAGAAAAAAAUAAAUUUAUAAAGGGCACAAGUUCAUAAAGAGAAGGUUGUCUUUUGAUGGUAUUUAGCAAAAAAACAAUCAAAAAAAUGAACUUUUUUUCUCAUAAUUUUUUUCAGAAAAACAAUUUUUCAAGUAAAUUGAGAAAUUUCACCGAUUUUUGGCUCGCUUUGAUAAAUUGAAUUUUGAAAAAAAUUAGUCUUGAUUUUUGGAAAAGAAAGUGUAAAAUCUGUCGAAAAUCGACUUUCGAUUGUUUUGAAACCCUGCUCGUUUGCAGGUGCUCGGCGUCGACACAGUGACGUGCUACUGCCGUGACAACGACUUCUGCAACGACGUCGGCCUCGUGACGUCAUCAGCAGCUCUGAUCGUCGCUUCCCUCACCCUUCUGCUACGGAUACACGUGCUCUAG
Messenger RNA from Caenorhabditis auriculariae, 1648 nucleotides. The record is from the annotation of a GenBank genome assembly. Lineage: Eukaryota; Metazoa; Nematoda; Chromadorea; Rhabditida; Rhabditidae.